GACGGGCCUUUCAAUAACUGAAACUAUUCAUGGCUCUCCUAAAUUCUGUAUGGGGUUAGUCUUUGGGUGAAAAUGUCAUGAGCUCCCUGGAGGUGGCACUAUUGGUUCACUGCCUCUUGUGCCCCCAGAUAUCUCCUGUCGUGGAGCUGAACGUGGGGGGUGAGUUCUAUACCACCACCGUGGGCACCCUGAGAAAACUCCCAGGCUCAAAGCUGGCAGAGAUGUUCUCCAGUUCAGCCAAACCCUUCACAGAUACCGAAGGCCGCUUCUUCAUUGACCGCCCUGGCACUUACUUUGGACCUAUACUGGAUUACCUGCGCAGCGGGCAGCUGCCCACGCAACACAUCCCGGAGGUGUACCGUGAGGCUCAGUUCUACGAAAUCAAGCCGUUGGUCAAGCUCCUGGAAGACACGCCACAGAUCUUUGGUGAGCAGGUGGCUCGGAAGCAGUUCUUGCUGCGGGUGCCAGGUUACAGCGAGAACCUGGAGCUCAUGGUCCGCCUGGCACGCGCAGAGGCAGUGGCGGCGCGCUGCUCCAGCGUGCUGGUGUGUGCGGUACGCACCGCAGAGGAUGCCGCACACUGCACGGAAUCUCUGCGCAUCCUGGAGGCAGACAAGAGGUUGGUAGUCAAAUUCGGACCUUGGAAAGCGGCUCCAGUCAUCAGGGACCUCCUGGACUCGGUGCAGAUGGACAUUGAGGCUCAGGGAUACCAAGUAGCCUAUGACUACUGCUCUAAGAAGACAUUCCAGCCCAAACCAGGGGCGCAUGACUACUUCUAUACAUUCCUCUUCACCUGGUGGUGAUCCUCAGUGGUGGGGCCUGUUUGUUAUGUGCUCUGGAGGGGCUUAUGAAAUUAAAAGUUGCCUUCAGAAGCCAUCUUCCUUUAAUUUUAAAAACAAACUUCAACUUCCAAUGUAGUCUGUGAAGCUCCCCUUUGAGUUCUUUCCAUUCAUUGCAACUGACUCCACCAUACUUGGGUAAUGAGGUGCAGUUGCUCCUUCUUUAAAGCCUCAUGUACCUGCCAGACCUUUCCCUUGAAGUCUAAUAGCAAGGCUGAGAUGAGUUGGAAUAUUCCAAAAUGCUUCGGCUGGAGAUGCGGGAUGUCAACAGGAAAAUAACAGGGUACCAUGAAUCUAGGUAGUCUGACCUAAAAAACGUGGUUUCAGUUUGUAGGCCAAUCCCCUAGCCCUGGUUUGUGCCUUCAUGAGGAAGAUGCCAAGUUAGUACCUGUAGUAGAUGCCACUCAGAUCUCCUUUCCCAGAUGUUGUGAAUAUUGGUUGCUAAAGCCUCACAGCUGUCCUCUAGACAGUAAUUCUCAAAGUGUGGUCCCUGGACCAGCAGCGUCAGUAAUGCCUGGGAAUUUGUUAUAAAUACAAUUCUCUGACCUCCACCUCAGACCUAUGAAUCAGAAAUUUUGGAGGGUGGUCCACCAGUCUGUUUUAACACGGUUUCCAGGUGAUUCUCAUGCACUCUAAUCUUGAGACUCGCUCUAGAAAUAAAUGCCAUCUCGCUUGUGUGUAGGUACAGAAGACUGAUCCCUUACCUCAAGGAAGAACCAACUGUUGUAAUUCCUGUUCCAGAGCUCCUUAUGGGAUCAGGCUCGAGUCAUUCUUCAUCUGACACCACAUUCUCGCUUAGCGUUCUUCUUCUGCUCUAGCAUUCUUCUUCUUCUCCCCACUUCCCUCACUCCCCCUGAGAGCACAUCCACGAUAAAUCACUUGCACAAGAGACUCUGUUUCAGGUUCUGCUUCUCAACCUAAGGCAUAUAUGACUCUAAGGAGGACACAUGUAGACAUUCAUCCUUCUCCAAGUCCAGGUCUGGGAAAGAUGGCCCGCUUCCGUGCCUAGUAGGAUGACCAGCCAUCCUGGGUUCCCCAGAACUGAAGGUCAAGUUUAACUGCCAAAGUUUAAGGAACUAAUACUGAGUCAGGGAGUUUCAAAUUUAAAUAUAAAAUUACUGCAAACACAGUCAUUUUUAACAAGCAUUUUAAUUCAGUAACUGUGUCUACUUGUAUAUUUUUUCUUAUUUUCAAAGCUUGUUCUAUGUUUUCCUUUUUUUGGUAUUUAAUAUGGCUGACAGUUUAAAGUGGAAAAAUCCUGAAUGUCUGUUUGAACU
This is a messenger RNA of Pteropus alecto (black flying fox), 2116 nucleotides long. RefSeq names its product potassium channel tetramerization domain containing 14 (gene KCTD14). The transcript has a single exon. Gene Ontology annotation, molecular function: protein binding. The record is from RefSeq and is a predicted model, not a curated record. The coding region runs from base 78 to 803 and encodes 241 amino acids. Gene Ontology annotation, biological process: protein homooligomerization. NCBI's taxonomy places the organism in Eukaryota, Metazoa, Chordata, Mammalia, Chiroptera, Pteropodidae.